AUGGCAAAAGACCAUGACCAAGGUCUACUUUUGGUGGACGACCAACUGAGACUUGGUUUGGGUGAAUUGGCCCGCUACCAAAUUACUGUUGACACAAGUUGCGAAUCUUGGAAGCAUUUCCGCGAUUCUCAGAUUCACCUUACGUUCAAGAAUACGGAGAGCGCCCUUUUGAGACCUGUAUAUUUGACAGGCCCGUAUUCGUUCUAUGUUGAUGUACAGCCGCACAAUUUCAACGAGUUUGAGAGGUUUGACGAAGACAUUCAAUUUUUCGAUGAUGUUAAACCCAACGAUAUUUAUCGUGCGACGUUGAAAUUCAAUGAUAACUCUAAAAUCAAAGGAACUGAAAAGUAUGCUUGGCAGAUUAAUAUCUGCUCACAAUUAUCUGUAACGAAAAUUCCUACGCUUGGAUAUAGGCUAUGCGUGAGCACCAACAAGACUCAUGAAAUGCCGCGGAAGUCUUUAGAUUCUGUGAGAGGUUUUAGUUGCGAGAAGUGGGAUACACACAGCUUGUGGGAUUCUCCUCCACGCUUUCCAGAUCGACCAGUUCACUUGGUUAUUCUUACACACGGAAUAUUUUCUAAUAUAGGCUGCGAUCUCUUGUAUCUAAAAGACAAGAUAGAAAGUACAUGUAGGGCCCAUAGUGAGACCGAAACGUCAAAUGUCAUUGUAAGAGGUUAUACAGGCAAUCAAGGUAGGUCUUCAAAAGGUAUAAAGGCAAAUGGGAUAAGGAUGGGCGACUACGUCAUUAAUACGAUCGACGAACUGAAGGAACUUUUCAACCUCAAAUAUAUUUCAUUUGUAGGCCAUUCUCUCGGUGGUCCUACUCAAUCUAUGGCACUACGCUACAUCUGUGUCAAAAGGCCGGACAUAUUUGAUGAAUGCACCGGUCUGACGCCAAUACAUUUUAUAACCUUAGCGAGCCCUUAUUUAGGUGUCGCCGGAGAGGUCCCGCCCUUCGUCACAAUCGCUUUGGACAUAGGAGUUUUAGGUCAAACUGGUGCAGACCUAAAUUUAAAUCGAUCUUUUUUCAUGUCAAAUGAAGGGCUCGUCAAAAAAGGUGAGCAUCUUGGCCACUACAAGUAUAGACCGCUUCUCGAAAUUAUCCCUUCUGAGCCGGUAAUUAAUUUGAUAGAAAGAUUCGAGAAUCGAACAACCUAUGCAAAUAUCCUUCACGAUGGGAUCGUUCCACUCAGGACAGCAGCACUACUUUAUUUGGAUUGGCAGGGAUUAGGUGAUGUUAGAGGUGUCCGAGAAGCUGGAGGGAAACAAGAUGAGGGAGGUCCUGACAGUUCUAAGAAGAAUGACACAACUGGAGAGAUUCCGGAAGAAAAAAUGGAUAAGAAGUCGGCGCUCAAGUAUAUUAUGCCACAAGCCGCUUUGAGACGGGGAUAUAAGAGGUAUCAGAGAACUCAAACCCGAACCUUUUCAUCGUCGGAAAGCGGAGCAAAGACCCAGGACAAUCAUCCGAUAACCCCACCUCCCCAUGCUAAUCCGCUUACUUCAGCGGCUAAUAUCAUUGUUGCGCCUUUACCGACUCAAGAAUACCUUCGGGAUCCAAGUGUCAGAAAAGACGAGAUAAUACAUGACAAGGUAUAUGCACCAGAUGAAUUGCCUCCAGCACACUAUCACAAGCGGGAUCUUUUAAAGAAAAUCAUCUAUCCCAAUGACAGAAUAUACAGGGUUCAAGAAAGGAUCGCAAGACAGUGGCAAGAAACUGCUUCCUGGAGAAAAGUUUUGGUUAGCGUCGCCCCUGACUCUCAUAAUAAUAUUGUGGUCCGUCGCAAGUUUGUCAACGCAUUCGGUUGGGUCGUUGUGGAUCAUUUAGUUAAAAAUCACUUUGGUGGAGGUAAACGGCUGCAAGACGAGAGAAAAUAA
Molecule: messenger RNA, 1875 nt
Organism: Lachancea dasiensis
Lineage: Eukaryota; Fungi; Ascomycota; Saccharomycetes; Saccharomycetales; Saccharomycetaceae
Source: the annotation of a GenBank genome assembly